Messenger RNA from Schistosoma guineensis, 1461 nucleotides. NCBI's taxonomy places the organism in Eukaryota, Metazoa, Platyhelminthes, Trematoda, Strigeidida, Schistosomatidae. The record is from the annotation of a GenBank genome assembly.
GUUGGUUCCAUAAGGCUUACUAUUGUGAAGCGAACACACUUUCUCAGACUAAAGGUUAUAUGUCCAUACUGAAACAACGAAAAGUCAGUUGGUUUGUGUAAGCUUGGUACGAAAAUAUUGGAUAUUGAGAUAGGUACAUUGUGCUGGUGACUGGCGGAUAUUCGAUUGUACAUCUCCACAGCUGUUUCAAUGGAUAAAGUAAAGCAGUGGUUUACACGAGAUGAUGAUGAACAAGGAAUAUUCACAGACGUCGAAAAUGGUUGUUCUUUGAGCUGGAGUACACGUAUAAAAGCGUUUAUCAUAUGCUUAGUAGUGGGUAUCGUGAUGUCACUAUUGGGAUCCUUAUGUUUGUGGUUGCCUGGAGCAGGUAUCACACUCUUUGCACUGUUUUAUACGCUUGGCAACAUAUGUUCUUUGGGAAGCACGAUUUUCCUGAUGGGACCCGUAAGUCAGUUAAAACGUAUGUUUCAGGAGACUAGAAUUUUCGCAGCAGUAAUCAUGCUGGUAUGUUUGGUUCUCACAAUCGUUUUCGCAAUACUGGAACUUCGUCUCCUCUGCUUAAUAUUUUGCAUUCUCCAAUCGUUGUCGUUGACAUGGUAUUCACUCUCGUAUAUCCCUUAUGCUAGGGAUGCAGUGAAACGAUUAUGUUCUUCAUGUGUUGGAUGAAUUCUCUUUCUUUAAAUAUAUAUCAGAUUAUGAAUAAUACUAUUUAUGUAAAAUUACAAAAAAAUCGACAACUACAUCAGACUAGUUUUCUUUUUGGUACUGUGUGUAACUGAUCUCUGGUGCCUGAAUUUGUAAUAUUCCUCGAUUGGUUCGAUGUAUUUUUUUUUAAAUCUUUUCAUUUUUGCAAUCUCUUUGAAUAUGACUACGUUUUUUCUUUUUGUUUUUGUUUGUCGUAAACUAACAAACAAACAAAUGACAAAUUCCUAUGAAUUAAUCAUUUAUCUCCAUGUGAACAAUUUAUCCUUGUGAUUAAUCCGUUUUUAUUGGUCGGUCAAUGUGCCUUCAAAACUUUGUACCUUCGAUAUUAACCAAAGAAUAUUAACUCCUUUUUUUUUAUAACAUUAUGAUGUGUGAUCUUGUAACGUCAUUAUACCAUGGUAAGUUGUAUUGUUGUGAUACAAGGUGAAAAGAAAGUAUGUUGUUUUAAGUCUUUAUCCGUUCUUUGUAUUUAUACCAGCAACAAAAAACCUCCGGUUCAAAUCCGAUUGAGUAACAUUGCUUACUUCAUAAGUGUAUAUACUUGGUCUGUGAUAUGUUCUGAUUAGCUGGAUUUGUUAUAAUCAAUCAGUGAUUCUAUUUACAGAAGAUUCAAGUGUAUCACCUGGGUUUGUUUGAACAUCUUAUGUAUAAACCGAUCGUGAUUAUAUUUAAGUGAUCUAUACAUUGUAGUGUUUUCUUCCAUUUGAUUAUGUAGUCAACUAAAUAAUAAAAAAAGUACUUGUACAUUUUUUUCAA